Messenger RNA from Sorex fumeus (smoky shrew), 1883 nucleotides. RefSeq names its product 5'-aminolevulinate synthase 2 (gene ALAS2). Lineage: Eukaryota; Metazoa; Chordata; Mammalia; Eulipotyphla; Soricidae. The coding region runs from base 117 to 1769 and encodes 550 amino acids. Gene Ontology annotation, biological process: heme biosynthetic process; erythrocyte development; hemoglobin biosynthetic process. Gene Ontology annotation, cellular component: mitochondrion; mitochondrial matrix. The record is from RefSeq and is a predicted model, not a curated record. The transcript has 10 exons. Gene Ontology annotation, molecular function: pyridoxal phosphate binding; 5-aminolevulinate synthase activity.
GGCGGGGUGGGUGGAGUUGAACAAGUGGAAAAGGGAUAAAGGCCAAGCCCUGACAUACGGCAUCCACCCAUCGUUCGUUCGUCCUCAGUGUAGGGCAACAGGACUUUGGGCUCAACAUGGUAACAGCAGCUAUGUUGCUACAGUGCUGUCCACCACUUGUUCAGGGUACCACAGGCCUUCGAGGGAAGAUGAUUAAGGUUCACCAGUUCCUAUUUAAUAUUGGACACUGUCCUAUUCUGGCCAUUCAAAGACCAACCUGUUCUCAAAUACAUCUGGAUGUAACCAAGGCUGGAGGAGACUCUGCAUCAUGGGCGAAGAGUCACUGUCCCUUCAUGUUGACGGAACUACAGGAUGGGAAGAGCAAGAUUGUGCAGAAGGCACCCCCAGAAGUCCAGGAAGAUGUGAAGACUUUCAAGACAGGAAAUCAUGUCUUUGGUUAUGACCAGUUUUUCAGGGACAAGAUCAUGGAGAAGAAACAAGACCAUACCUACCGUAUAUUCAAGACCGUGAACCGCUGGGCUGAUGCUUACCCCUUUGCUCAGCAUUUCUCUGAGGCAGCUGCAGCUUCAAAAGAUGUAUCUGUCUGGUGCAGUAAUGACUACCUGGGCAUGAGCCGACACCCUAGGGUAUUGAGAGCCACACAGGAGACCCUGCAGCGUCAUGGAGUUGGGGCUGGUGGCACACGCAACAUCUCAGGUACCAGUAAGUUUCAUGUGGAGCUAGAGCAGGAACUGGCUGAGCUACACCAGAAGGACUCAGCCCUGCUUUUCUCUUCAUGUUUUGUGGCCAAUGACUCUACUCUCUUCACUUUGGCCAAGAUACUGCCAGGAUGUGAGAUUUACUCAGAUGCAGGCAAUCAUGCUUCAAUGAUCCAGGGUAUCCGCAACAGUGGAGCAGUCAAAUUUGUCUUCAGACACAAUGAUCCUAAUCACCUUAAGAGACUUCUAAUGAAGUCAAACCCCAAGACUCCUAAAAUUGUGGCCUUUGAAACUGUUCAUUCUAUGGAUGGUGCUAUCUGCCCCCUUGAGGAAUUGUGUGAUGUGGCUCACCAGUAUGGGGCUCUGACCUUUGUGGAUGAGGUUCAUGCAGUAGGACUAUAUGGGACCCGGGGAGCUGGUAUUGGAGAGCGUGAUGGAGUUAUGCACAAGAUUGACAUUAUCUCUGGAACUCUUGGUAAGGCCUUUGGCUGUGUGGGUGGCUACAUCGCCAGCAACCAUGACUUGGUGGACAUGGUGCGCUCUUAUGCCGCGGGGUUCAUCUUCACCACUUCACUGCCCCCCAUGGUGCUUUCUGGGGCUCUGGAAUCCGUGAGGCUGCUCAAGGGAGAAGAGGGCCAAGUCCUAAGGAGGGCUCACCAGCGCAAUGUUAAGCACAUGCGCCACCUACUAAUGGACAGGGGCCUUCCUGUCAUUCCCUGUCCCAGCCAUAUCAUCCCUAUCAGGGUUGGUGAUGCAGCACUCAACAGCAAGGUCUGUGAUCUCCUGCUUUCCAAGCAUGGCAUCUAUGUACAGGCCAUCAACUACCCAACUGUCCCUCGAGGUGAGGAGCUGCUACGCCUAGCACCCUCCCCCCACCACAGUCCUCUGAUGAUGGAAGACUUUGUGGAGAAACUACUGAUAACCUGGUCUGAAGUGGGGCUGCCACUCCAGGAUGUGUCUGUGGCUGCCUGCAACUUUUGUCACCGUCCUGUGCACUUCGAGCUCAUGAGUGAAUGGGAACGUUCCUACUUCGGAAACAUGGGACCCCAGUAUGUUACAACCUAUGCUUGAGAAGCCAGCUGCCUCAGAUCCCACUGCACCUGUACUUGAGGCUACAUCUUCUGUUCUCUGCUUUGUUGACCUUCUAGUUGAUUUGAAUCUGAAAAUAAAGAGCAAAUUGCAACA